GUGUCUACGAACCGUGAGGACAAGGUUACUUGAAUAAGUUAGAUCAAUGCAUCAAUGGCUUUGUUCUAAUAAUAUGUCACCAACUUUGUCACAAUCAGGAACAGUCAAAUAAUUGUCACAGUUUAAAAAAUGUGUAAUAGUAGAUACAUAAGGUUACAGUAUUGAACUGUUAGUUGUGUUUUUAACAUUGUUUUUAGGACAAAGUGGAUUUAUUUAUUUUUGGAUUUGUUUAAUAUUUAUUAAAAUAGUCAUCUUUUAAAGUCAAGACCAUAAAUUAGGUAUUGUAAAAGAUGAAUUUUCACAAAGGAGUUAGUAGUAUUUAGAUGGUUUAUUGAAUGUUAUUUCCCUAUGCCAGACUCUCAAUAUAAACUAAGCUAUUUAGAAACGUUAAUGCACCUUGUGAAAGGUAAUGUAGGAACAGGAAUAUUUGCAAUGGGCGAUGCUUUCAGAAAUUCCGGUAUAAUAGUAGGACCCAUACUUAUGUUGAUUUUAGGAUUUGUUUGCAUCCAUUGUCAGCAUUUAUUGACCCAGUCAGCUAAAAGCCUUCGUACAAAACAUCAAAUAGAAAAAAAACUGACCUUUGCAACAACAGUGGAAUUAUGUUUUCUCCAAGGACCACACAAGAUGUCAAAAUUUUCUCACAAGAUGAAGAGAAUAGUUAAUUGGUGUUUGAUUAUUACACAACUCGGAUUUUGUUGUGUAUAUUUUAUAUUCAUCUCGGACAACAUUAAACAGGUAGCAGACCAUCAUGGAUUUGAAUUAGAUAUUCGUUCAAUAAUGACCAUUAUUUUUAUACCGGUCUUAUUACCAUGUAUGCUGAGGAAUUUAAAAUAUCUUUCUCCAAUUUCUGGCCUUGCCAACCUAUUAAUGCUAGUAGGCAUUAUUAUUGUUACGUAUUAUUCGUUGAGUGGAGAUUUUGCACCAAUAUCAGAAAUAAAGUACGUUCCUAGUUUAAAAUCAUUGCCUCUAUUUUUUGGAACAGCAAUAUUUUGUUUUGAAGGAAUCGCUUUGGUUCUACCUCUUAAAAAUGAAAUGCGGAAUCCAAGAGACUUUGGUAAACCUUUAGGAGUGCUAAAUGUUGGAAUGUCUUUCGUUGGAAUUUUAUUUAUCUUUGUUGGUAUAAUUGGAUAUUUAAAGUUUGGAGAAACAGUUAUGGGAAGCAUCACUCUUAAUUUGCCCGAAGAUGAAAUUUUGUACCAAGCCGUAAAAGCAAUAAUUUCCGUUGGAGUUUUACUGACAUAUUGUUUGCAACUUUUCGUCGUCGUUGAAAUUGUUUGGCCUUUUAUACUAUCCAAAAAACUGAAACAUAACAAACAUCCAGUUGUUUGGGAAUUGUUGUUGCGAAUGAGCUUGGUUUUAUUGACUCUUGUUAUGGCACAAAUAAUCCCAUUCCUGAGCUUAUUUAUAUCCUUGGUAGGGGCGGUAUGCAGUGCUGCCUUGUCUCUUUUAUUUCCAGCAUUAUUGGAUUUGCUAAUUAAAUAUGUCGACAAGGAACUGACAUUUUUUAUACUUACUAAAGAUGGUUUUAUUGUCUUUUUGUCGUUAACAGGAAUGAUUACAGGUGGUUAUGAAAGUAUUAGUUCGAUUUUACUUGCUUUGAGUCAAGAAGAUGAAUACGAAGUAACUCAAAACACCACUCAUUCCACUACAAUUUCUUAUUUAUAAGAAGCUAACAGCUAAGGAUUAUCUGAAAUACGAAAAUAUUCACAAAAAUUUACUAAAACUCCAAUAUGAUUUAACAAACAUAAUUUCUUAAAAUUAUGAACAUUUAAUAGCGAAAAAAAUAAUCAGUAAAAUAGAGCAGAAUCCUGAAAUUUAUAAGUAAAAUUACAGAAUGAAAAUAUAUAUUAUAAGCUUA
Psylliodes chrysocephalus is the source of this 1858-nucleotide messenger RNA. NCBI's taxonomy places the organism in Eukaryota, Metazoa, Arthropoda, Insecta, Coleoptera, Chrysomelidae. The record is from the annotation of a GenBank genome assembly.